Messenger RNA from Hyalella azteca, 4535 nucleotides. Its product is annotated as ceramide-1-phosphate transfer protein. Gene Ontology annotation, cellular component: membrane; cytosol; cytoplasm. Lineage: Eukaryota; Metazoa; Arthropoda; Malacostraca; Amphipoda; Hyalellidae. The record is from RefSeq and is a predicted model, not a curated record. The transcript is spliced from 6 exons. Gene Ontology annotation, biological process: intermembrane lipid transfer; ceramide transport. Gene Ontology annotation, molecular function: ceramide 1-phosphate transfer activity; ceramide 1-phosphate binding. Bases 259 to 900 code for a protein of 213 amino acids.
CAAUUUCCCUUACCUACAUGGUUCUGAUUCUGCAGAGGCUACGAACCUUGUAGACAAUAUUCAUUUUAUAGAAAAUUUAUUCAGUUGCCCACUGGUGAACAAAUUAUUAGAAAGACAUUGAACCAACAAAUUGGCAUUUAUACCCUGAAUUUCUUUUUCUAAUUUCUUUGUUAGUUGUGGCUUUUUCAGCAAAUUGUCCAAAUUUCCCUGUAUUGAUAGCUGUUCAGAGAAUUAUUUUCACUGAGCACCAUAUCAACCAUGUCUUCUGUUGAAUCUAAAGAGCAAAUCUCUCCACAGUCUGCUAUAGAGCCAACAUCCCCCAUGCUGGACAACGAAGCGGCUACUGCCCUGCAAGAAACCACCACAGCGCCCGAGCAUGAAGCCAGCCCGCUCAUGGAUGUGGAUGUCAUCAUGCAGGGCUUCCAAGAAUGCCUCAAAGAAGAGGCCCUUGGAGUAGAUGGAUAUAUCAGGGCAUACAGUGAGAUGACCAAGUUUUUCGAGGGAUUGGGUACUAUGUUCAACUUCAUCACUAACGAUCUCGUUUCCAAAGUGGCGGUUUGCUUCUGUUAUUUGUCAGGACAACGGACUGCAGAGUUUGUGAGCGGUUUCUUAAGGCAGCUUCAGUCAGUGAGCAUGGACACCAAACUUGCCCCCAUCGCCAAGCCAAUAUACGCGGAGACGCUCGCCAAGCAUCACCCGUGGCUCAUCUGCAAGACGGUGGGCGCGGUGAUGCUGCUGCUUCCUGACAAGAAGGUCAUGGUGGCCAGGCUUUUUGGGGAAUCUGAAGCCGCUAUUGAAAAGUCAAUGAAGAAGAUCCCCGGCCUGGUCACAGUAAUGGACAAAGUUUAUGAAGCAACGCAGAAGUUUUAUUCUGAUUACGAUAUGCUCAAUUUGCCUUAAAUCUUAUGGAUUCGGAGAAGAGAUUCCUCCUAUUCUGAGAUUACACCUGCUUUGAUUGUGAUGUGAAUAUUUUUAUAAUCUUUGGUUAGCACGUAUCAUGCUGUGUAGGGAGAACUCCAAUAUUGUGCUUUGACUGAACAUUUCUGAUCACAAGAUUAGAAAUAAAGUUGGAAUGUUUGCUGCAUUGGAGCAAUAGUGCACCGUAGUGAUGAAUUUCAUUUCAUGUGAAUUUGCAAAAUAUGUGCGGACUUGGGCAUGCGAUUGAAUGGACUCUUAGACAGCACUGAAAGUUUUAAAAGAUCAUAUUUUCUUUUUAAUGUUGCGCACGCAGUUCGGGAUUGGGUCACAUCCAUUACAUAUGUUACGUGUGGUUUCUUUAUGUUUCUUCAUUGUCUACUUACUAAUUUGUUUUGAGUUUCUGUCGUUUUGAAAUUUGUAUCGAGAAGUAUUAGAAUUUUUACGUAUUGUUAGUAAUGAAUGUUUGUGUGAAGUACUUACUUUGAUCUGAUUAUUGAUGUGCGAUAUUGUUAGCGUCACCAGCACCAUUUAACACGAAUAAACUGUUGGUAAGAAUAGCAUGUGAGGCGUAAAAUUUGCCUCUGCUUCACGAGGUUAGUGGGGUUAACUUCUGGUGUGAGAAAGCUAGCGCUCAUUUAAGACAGACAGUUGGGUGCGUCAAGUCUGUUGGCUUGAGUAAGCUUCUUAGUGUUGUUCCAGAGGGCAUCCAUGCGCCAAGCACUAGUGUUUGCUAUUUUAUCAUAGUAGAGUAUAGCAGUGUCAGCGUUGAUUUGGCCGUUAGAUCUGUCGCCGAUUCUUAACAUCGCAGAACAUUUACAGCUUGUUGCGGUCUCGAACAUGCAGCUCGCUGCUUUAAUUUUCCUAUGCUUAACCACCCCGCAUCCUCGCACAUUUGACCAGAAUAGUGUCAUGUUGCUGGGAUCGAACCUAGAACUUACUGCUCUAAUAAUCCUGGUACUUUGAACUGUCCUCACUGGGCCACCCUGCCUCUUAUGUCCGUGUGCAGGCGAAUUUUUGUACAAGGUCUGGCCGCUCACGCCUGCCCUCUUAGACUCGUCUGUGGAUGGCUUGAGCUGUUUAGUCUGUACCAGCUGGAGCACACUCCAAAUCUUACCCUAUAUUUCCUCAAGAGCUUAUGAUUGGAGACCCAAUGACCUUUAGUGAAAUACAGUGUAAUUAAUUUGCUGAAGCUCCUCAAAUGAAUUAAUCAAGUGAAUAUGACGGGACCGCCGAGUGAAAAACUGAGAUUCAUAUCGAACUUAUGUGUCAAAAUGGCGAACAAAUGCUUAUUAUGGCAUUUAAGCGUGUUAAAAUAGAAAAAUAAUUAAUAAACCAGUUGAAUAUCAAUAUUUAGCUUUUAAAAUGCGAAUCGGUUGUGUUACAUCGUCGCGGGAAAAACACGUUAUGUGAACACCGAGACCUGCUGACGCUACAUCUGCUACGGUACUUGAACGCUGCCAAAGCAUCACACUCCAGAGCGGCUCACUAUCUAUGACAUUUGUGAGAUAUAGAAAAAUCCUGUACUCAAGUCACAUUUACGAUGAGAAAAGUGAGCAAUGAUGCAGUCAAGAGCGUCAUGCUUUGAACGUGCAACAUGUGGAGGUUUUCGGACAGCUUGAUUGGUGGUCAAUUUCAAUUGCAUUCCCUCCAAUGCCUUGUGCAGGACCCCACUACCAUAUCAUUUUUGGCUGUUAUUGGGACUUAGAGCGUUUUUUAGUUUGGUUGUUUGCGUCUGAUUUUGUUUUUUACGUGAAUUAUCGUGUUUAGAACAUUUUUGAUUGUAAGAUAUUUAGUUGACAUACGUAUAUCUUAUAUAAGCAACUCGUUUAGGGGUGAUACAUAUAGGUUUGUGUCUUGUUAGAUAUUCAUUCAAUCGAAGUAUUAUUUUUUAAUAGUUUUAAAGUUGCUAAAUCUUGCUGUAUUUUCACAGCAACCACACUAGAUAAUUUGCAGCACAUUACAUGUAUAUUAAGGCUGGUAGUCAAAGUGCGGUGAAGUCUGAGAGCGAGGUGUUCGCGACCAUCCUGUGGGAUACUCGAUCGGCCUUAAGCUCGGCUACUCGCUACCCUUUAGUCUUUGUAUUAUGAUAUUCCAGCCAGUCCCUUUUUGCCGGGUAUCUCUGAAGACCGUCAGGGGUACCAAACAAUCAUUGCAAUACGGCAUCGGACGGCGUUCGAUCAGGUAGCUGUGAGUGAGGCGCGUGUGGCCGAUCCUUAGUCUGCACAGCGCUACCUCCAUCUUCCAGGAUUUCUGGUAUGAUGAACUCUACGUUUGUACACAAUCCUGAAUUGUUCUUAGUUUGUUCCCACCAGAUAUGGCGGAUGCUUGCCUUGAUGAUAGGGUAGUGGUCCCGGCAAGGGACCUGCUCACUAUGGAUCGCCUGGUCCGAUGACGCCGCCUUGUCCGCCCUCUCGUUGCCUCGCACCCCCACGUGUCCGGGCACCCAGCAGACGUUCACCUAGGCUCACUCUCCCGUAUAUUAACUGUUAAAUAUAUGAGAUUUUCACUCCACGUACAAUACUGCUCGAUUGUAACUAGUUUUUGGUAGGUAAUAUCUACAAGGAGGCUGAUAAAGAAAUGCUGAAUAUACCAUUCAGUGGAGAAUAACAGUUAGAACGCGUUGACAUCUUGAAAUACAUGUGACGGUCAGACUUGAUGAACAUUAAUAUUUAAAAUUUCAUGACAAUUCCUACAUCAUAACUCAUUCAAUACGCAGUUUGUAGAUUUUUUUUGCUACUGUUCACCAUCUGUAAAUAAAUAGCUGGGUAAGCAUGAAAAAAAUUCAUUUCGCCAUCUCAUUAACGAGUGGAGUGAAGUCCAGCCUAAUUAGUGAAGAAGCUCGUAGGGAAGAGCCGAGCCUGUUCGAAGCCUCGCGGUUCUCAAUACCAACCUUGAAAGCCCGCUUUCUGACGUUGCCACGUUCCUGUUGCUGGCAGCAAAACACUAUUGGGAUAUUAGUGUUGCAACUUAUCGUCGCCUAUUAAAGUAAGAGCUUGUAUACGGUUGUCAAUUUAGUCGUUCGUGUAAAUGCUGCUCAAAGUUUUUUUUGCAUUCCAUUAUAUGACGGGAUUAUCCCCAAAUAUGCGAUGUCAGAUGUGUAUAAAUUACUGGCGUUUUGAUAGAGGUGGCCCAACGCCUCGUCAUACGAGGCAUAUCAUUGGGACAUUUCAUCAUUAUAGCAAUUAACCAUUAAAUUUCAUCAUUGUAUAAAGUGCGUUCGCAAACGUAAGGACAUGUAUGAUAGGUUUAAUUGGUUAAUGAUGAAAUGUCCUAAUGAAAUGUUUCCCAUGACGAGGUGCAAGGGAAACGUUUGAAAGAUCAUACAUACGGUCCAAAAGGUAUACUGGUUAAACUGCUGUUUCACGAAGUUAGAGUGAAUGGCCGCGAUUGUUUGUAAAGGGGAGGGGACUUCAUGGCUCACGAAGUUAUCGUGUCUAUUUGAUUGUUGUCUACUAUGUUGAGUUCUUUCCCUUUUUUGUAAUGUAGGGUUAUUGGUUUGGUGAGGAUUGUUUGACGAUAGGCUUUUCAUUUAACCAGUUAAAAACUAUAUCAAUUCAUCUAUGGUUUCUUACUGUGUCGUGGGAAUGUUCUACACAAAUAUAAAACCUGAAAUUAUA